AUGUCCGGGAACUUGGGGCCAAAUGGGGCUCAAAUGGAAGCUCUGAAGUUCGACAGCAAAACAUACGUGACACUGUCUGGAGUAACAUCCUUCCUGGUGACAACUGCCGCUUUGUGGACGGGAGCUCCGCAUCGCAUUCUACCGUACAAAUCUUGGUAUCCCUACAACACAUCAACUCUCGCGGGAUUUUGGACUGCAAAUGUGCAUCAAAUUAUCUCACAUAAUUAUGGCGCUUGUAUCAAUGCAGCCUGUGACACUCUGAUAUAUGGAUUGAUAACGCAGAUCUGUGCACAAUUUGCCAUUCUGCAGCAUCGCUUCCACCGUCUGCCCAAGUCACUCACAAGAAUUGGAAGAAAUACCGAACAGUGGGAGAAGAAUGAAAUCAGGAAUUGUGUGAGGCAUCAUCUUCAAAUAUUGCAGUUGAGUUGUUAUGCGCAUGGAUGUAAUCGAAUAUUUGACACCCUGAUAUGUCUACAAUUUUGUAUAAGUUCGACAGUACUAUGUGUCAGUGUCUUUCGACUAGCCCAGAUUAAUCUAUCAAGUCCUGAUUUUCUCCUCAUAGUCAUGUACUUGAUGUGCAUGCUGUUGCAAAUAUUCAUUCUCUGUAUUUCUGGGAGUCACGUUAUGUUCGAGCGCCGGCCCAAUGUUGGCUACCAACGUCGGCCCAAUGUUGGGACAAUGUUGGCAGACAGCAUGGAUGGAGUUGGCUACCAACGUUGGGCCAAUGUUGGGACAAUGCUGGCAGACAGCAUUGAAGAAAUGUUGGCUACCAACGUUGGGCCAAUGUUGGGACAAUGCUGGCAGACAGCAUUGAAGAAAUGUUGGCUACCAACGUUGGGCCAAUGUUGGGACAAUGCUGGCAGACAGCAUUGA
Molecule: messenger RNA, 873 nt
Organism: Diachasma alloeum
Lineage: Eukaryota; Metazoa; Arthropoda; Insecta; Hymenoptera; Braconidae
Product: odorant receptor 4-like
Exons: 4
Coding region: 1-873 (290 amino acids)
Biological process (GO): detection of chemical stimulus involved in sensory perception of smell; sensory perception of smell
Cellular component (GO): plasma membrane
Molecular function (GO): odorant binding; olfactory receptor activity
Source: RefSeq, a predicted model, not a curated record